This is a messenger RNA of Fusarium redolens, 414 nucleotides long. RefSeq lists its product as uncharacterized. The transcript has 4 exons. The coding region runs from base 1 to 414 and encodes 137 amino acids. The record is from RefSeq and is a predicted model, not a curated record. NCBI's taxonomy places the organism in Eukaryota, Fungi, Ascomycota, Sordariomycetes, Hypocreales, Nectriaceae.
AUGGAAAGAAGCGCAUUUCUCAGAGCUUAUAUGAAGAUCACCGAGGGAAAGUUGUGUGUUAUUGACAGCCAGCUCUUGUUACCCCCUAAAUUGUCCUGCUUGGCAUCUACCCCCCGAACUUCCGAAGUUUUGGUUACUGUUAACCUCUUUACCCUAUUCACUCGUGCCUUGCAGGAGCUGCAGUACGCGUGGGGUUAUCCACCAGUGCAGUUUCAGCUUCAGGGGGCCAGUCCAGGCUUUCGCCUCUUUCCGGUCCCUGUCCCUGUCCAUUGGCUACGGGAUGAAAUGGACAUGGACGAGGAUGAUCAGCACGCCAUGACUGCCCUAUUCUUUCUCGUCUUCGCCAUCAGCAGUCAAUCGUGUCCCGAGGACCGCGAUGACAUUGCUGAAGAAUACUUCAAGUAUGCCCGGUGA